AUGUCAUCCACCCACUUAAUUUCUUCUCCAAAAUCUAUGAUACUAUAUUUUUCUGCAGAAGAAGUUAAUACAUUAUUAGAUCAUCUUGGUACCCAACAAAUUGAAUUAAGUAAUACAGCCUUUCUGGAAGACUUUUCCAAUUUACCUUCUAUUGUUCUUUCUUACAAAUCCAAAACUUUUAAUUUACUAAAAGCACUUUCUAAU
Molecule: messenger RNA, 204 nt
Organism: Dentiscutata heterogama
Lineage: Eukaryota; Fungi; Glomeromycota; Glomeromycetes; Diversisporales; Gigasporaceae
Source: the annotation of a GenBank genome assembly